This is a messenger RNA of Canis lupus familiaris (dog), 838 nucleotides long. RefSeq names its product neurotensin (gene NTS). Lineage: Eukaryota; Metazoa; Chordata; Mammalia; Carnivora; Canidae. Gene Ontology annotation, cellular component: axon terminus; extracellular region. The transcript has 4 exons. Bases 138 to 650 code for a protein of 170 amino acids. Gene Ontology annotation, molecular function: neuropeptide hormone activity. The record is from RefSeq and is marked provisional.
UAUAUAUAGGGAAUGGCCAAAGCAUCUCUCAGAGUUCACUUUCCAAGUCAGCUGAAGGCAAGAGGAAACGCUAGAGAAAGCCCCCUUCAGCCUGUCUGUGACGUUUAUGGACUUGGCUUGCUAGAAGGCUCAAGGAGAUGAUGGCAGGAAUGAAAAUCCAGCUGGUGUGCAUGAUACUUCUGGCUUUCAGCUCCUGGAGUCUGUGCUCAGAUUCAGAAGAGGAAAUGAAAGCAUUAGAAGCAGAUUUAUUGACCAAUAUGCAUACAUCAAAGAUCAGUAAAGCAAGUGUUUCUUCUUGGAAAAUGACCCUGCUAAAUGUUUGCAGUUUUGUCAAUAACCUGAACAGCCAAGCCGAGGAAACAGGAGAGUUUCGUGAAGAGGAGCUUAUUACAAGAAGGAAAUUUCCCACUGCCUUGGAUGGCUUUAGCUUGGAAGCAAUGUUGACAAUAUACCAGCUCCAAAAAAUCUGUCACAGCAGGGCCUUUCAACAAUGGGAGUUAAUCCAGGAAGAUGUUCUUGAUGCUGGAAAUGACAAAAAUGAAAAGGAAGAGGUUAUAAAGAGAAAAAUCCCUUAUAUUCUGAAACGGCAGCUAUAUGAGAAUAAACCCAGAAGACCCUACAUACUCAAGAGAGGUUCUUACUACUACUGAGAGGAUAACGAUUUCAUUUACAUGUGAUUGUGAUUUAUCAUCCUUUAAUUAAAUAUCAAAUUAUAUUUGUGUGGUAAUGUGACAGAAAACAAUUAUUAUGUCUCUUCUACAGUUGUGGUUUAUUGGAUGUGAUUUUUCUGCAUUAGUAUUAAUUGGACUAAAUGUUUUAAAAUAAACCUAGAUCUUGA